UGAGUCGUUGCCUCGGUGUCCCGCUUGCUGAAACGUGACUCCCUAAUUUCUCAAGCACAAAACAGCUGAAUUAACAGUCCCCAUGAUGCAGGAUGCUGCAUUCAAGUCCAGUGAUGGAGUGUCCUUCAGGACCUGCAGUGUUUUACUGUUCAUCAUUCUUCUAAUAGAGUCUGUUGGAGCUCAGUCAGCGUUGAUUUGUUCACAUCAACCAAUCGUAGCACUGGCUGGUGAUGAUGUCAUUUUGCCAUGUCACCUUGAACCUGCAGUCAGCGCCAGUUCUGAGACAGUGGUGUGGACCAAACCUGGUUUGGACCCAGAGUACAUCCAUCUUCACCAAGAUGGACGACUGAUGUAUCAAAGUCAAAAUCCAUCUUAUAAUUAUCGUACCAGACUGUUUGUGGAUGAGCUGAUUAAAGGAAACGUCUCCCUGAAAAUCUUCAGUGUAAAAAUCUCUGAUGCAGGAAAAUACUUUUGUUUCCUUCAAUCAUUGCAGAAGGAAGCUUCCAUCCAGCUCACUGUUGGUGCUGUCUCCUCGCCCAUCAUACAGGUUGUCUCAGAUAACAGCAGCAGUGUGGUGUUACAGUGUGAGUCUGCAGGCUGGUAUCCAGAGCCUGAGGUGUUUUGGCUGGACAGUGAGGGAAACCUCCUCUCUGCUGGACCUACAGAGACAGUCAGAGGUCCUGAUGACCUCUAUACUGUCAGCAGCAGAGUGACUGUGGAGAAGAGACACAGCAACAGCUUCACCUGUAGAGUCCAACAGAAGGACGUCAACCAGACCAGAGAGACUCACAUCCAGGUUACAGCUGGUUUCUUCAAUGAUCUGAAUUGUUGGAAUUGCAUUUGGAGCAUCAUCAUUAGUCUUGGAAUUGGCGUCUUAGUGUUUAUUAUCGCAUGGACAAAAAGGCCGCAACGGACCAGGAGGAACCAGGUGAUUAAGUCUGACAGUCCAGAGUUAUCCACAUUGACUGGGCAAACCAGAGAACAGAUGGGGAACAAAGAGAGAGUGCACACCAACAGAGAAAGGAAAAGAGAGGAGAAAAGAACAAAUUGAAAAAUUUAUAAAAUAAAAAAUGUGAAAAUGGAGAAGAGGAACUGGAGAGGACGCUUCAGUCAGUGAAGAGGAUGGACAGAAAUAAGAUGCCCUCAUGAUACAACAGGAAGAACUGUGGAGAUGAAAGAUCUGGCAUGCACCGGGCACACUCUACAACUGGCAAUACCGGCUUGAUUAGUCUUGAUGUGAUGAAGGCUAUCAAAGUAGCAAGGAGAGUUGUCAGCCACUUUCACCACUCAGCAGUGGCAACUAGCGCCCUCAGAAAUGGCAGGAACAGAAGAGCCAACAAACUCCAGACUGACGGACCAGUCUGGAGGAAUUCUAUGGUCAUCAUGCUCCAGCAGCUUUUCGAACACAGGACGGCAGUGCAGUCUGUGCUCACGGAUGAAGCGGUCACCAAACCGAGCGUCCAGAAGUCACUCGCCAUGAGAGCAUCACAAUGGGAGCUAAGUCCAGUGCUGCAACUAUUGGCCAAGGCUUUUGCUUUAAGUUAUAAUAUGCGCAUAUAUGGUAAUCCUGGUUAUUCAUCUUCAUCUUAGGUGAGGUUGUCCAAAACGAGGACUCUGUUGAUACUGAAGGUGAGCCAGUAACUGGGAGAAAAGCCAAGCUUGAGCAAGAUUUUGCGCAACUUUUAGGGCCACAAUGCUAAAGCGGAGGAAAGCAGGACGCCACUUCAUCGCAGCUGAGGAGUUCUGUGAUUUAUUAAUACUGCAUAUUCCCACCAUAGAGCCGCGGCAGUGGUAGACCCAUAACCAGGACAGAUUUCUGCAUAGAUCUGUGUAGAUGUGCAUGAGCUGUCACCUGUCUGUUUGUUAGCAUAUACAUUACAUGUUGGAAAUACAGAUCGUAGCUUGUUGCAGAGAAUUCCCUUCUACUGUGGUUUUAUUAAUGAUGUCAUCAGCGAUUAGUCAACGUAGACUCGACUUUCAUCACAUAACUGUCGACUGCAAAAAAUCUGAAGUUGUGCAACCCCAAGUCUGUUUUAUUUUGGAAAACACAUCUAGGAUGCUUCUGAUUCUGGUGUGAACAUAGACCAGAUUCUCACACUGUUCUGUGUUCGACUUCCUGCCCAGUUAAUCUGCUCUGUGCUGCUUGACUUGGCUUCUGUCAAAAACAGACUCAGCUGGACUUUGCAGGUUACAUUUAAUUUUCUGACAUCCCAUUUAUUGCUUCUUGAACUUUUAUAUCAGUUUUGCAAACAAAAUUUACUAUUGCUGUAACUGAUCAAUUCAAGCUUGGAUCAGCUGGAAAAUUGUCACAAAGCUAAGAGCAGAGAUUUUGAUUUUAAACUGAAAUGAUCAAAUAACGGCAGCUGACCUUUUGUAUGGCGCCAUCUGCUGUGUUUAUUGUGUAUUGAAAGCUGUCUAGGCUGCAGAGGUCGAGGUUUUGGUGACGACGAACUGAUCACUCAUAAUUUCUGUAUGUCUGAUUUACAUGAAAAAAAACAUGCAAGUGACUUGCUUUAAACCCUGGUUUUCAACAAUGUGCCUCUGGUCUCUGGAUGUGAUGGUGAAUUUACACCUAAAAAGCUUCCAUGUGCUCCUCUGCAGAAACCUGUUAGUCCACUUCAGUUAUCAGUGUAAACACCCUGAAGCCUGACCUGAGAGUAGAGGAUUGACAAGUAUAACAAUAAUUUGGGACAUCGGGCUUAACCAAUUAUCAGCACAACAGGUUUUAAACAACAAUACUUUAUCACCACCUAUGGGUCAUUCAUUGUGUGAUUAUAACUGUGUAGCACCAAGGGUUUGUCAGUACACCUGGUCAGCUGUGAUUCAUCUCCUCAAGCACAAGAAGAAAUCGAUCAUGUGCAUACAUGAUAAUGGUUCCUGUAAAAUUCUAAUUAUUGGACUACAAGAGCCAUCCGGGUGUAUAGCAGUUUGAUGUGAUUAACUUCAUGUUUUAUGUGGUAUGGAAGUGUUUAUCUUAAUGAGUACUUUUUAAUGAAGUACCUUUGUACUUUUACUUAAGUAAAGUUUUGAAUGCAGGACUUUUACUGUGUCUGUCAAGUGUCCUGGAACCUCCCUGAGACCCACAAAUGCCUCUCAAAGACCCAAGACACCACCUCUCAAAAGAAACCUGAAACCGGAAGAGCUUGGAUCAUCAUCAGCCAACCUUUUUUUGGAGGUUUCUCUACAAGAGCCUCUGUAUGUAUGUGGAGGAAGUCUGUGGAGCUCCAGGAAACCUGGAAAUUCAUGUUUGUUUGUUUCCAGUGGUAAAUUAAUAUUUCUGAAACUCAAAUUAAACGCCCUCUGGCUUUAUCAUACGGCUUCACAAGUAGCUGGAUGACGAACGACCAAACAAACUGAUCAAUAAAUGGUCUAAAAUUAAUAACUGACAGUUAACAGGAGCUACGUGAACCACUUCAUUCUAAUAAUGUAGAGUCAGAGGAAGUAGCUUUUAGCAGAAACAUUAUGUACAUUUACUCAAGAACUGUACUUAAGAACAAAUUCAAAGUCCGCAGACAAUACGCAGCUCUACUUAUCCAAACGAUCCCACCGUCUCGGCGUGGAUCACGGAUUGUCUCUUGGACUUAUCUGCAUGGAUGAAGGCUUGCCACCUUCAACUAAACCUCUCUAAGACAUUUCUCUUGGUCCAGCCAAGAAAUCUAUCCACCAUAACAUCAAACUACAAAUUGACUCCUCAACUAUCACUCCAACCAAGGUGGUGAGAA
Micropterus salmoides (largemouth bass) is the source of this 3722-nucleotide messenger RNA. RefSeq names its product putative selection and upkeep of intraepithelial T-cells protein 1 homolog. NCBI's taxonomy places the organism in Eukaryota, Metazoa, Chordata, Actinopteri, Centrarchiformes, Centrarchidae. The record is from RefSeq and is a predicted model, not a curated record. The transcript has 6 exons. Bases 83 to 1051 code for a protein of 322 amino acids.